AUGAACGGUGGUGACGAUGCCGCUUCCUCCGCCGCUACUAGUGGCCCUCCUCCGUCUUUAGAUUGGAGAUUCUCUCAGGUCUUCGGCGAGCGAACCGCUGGAGAAGAAGUCCAGGAAGUUGACAUCAUUUCAGCCAUUGAAUUCGAUAAAAGUGGAGACCAUCUUGCAACUGGUGACCGUGGGGGCCGAGUAGUUCUUUUUGAGAGGACAGAUAUUAAAGAUCAUGGUGGGUCCAGGAGGGAUCUUGAGGAGAUGGAUUACACAGUUAGGCAUCCUGAGUUUCGAUAUAAAACAGAAUUUCAGAGUCAUGAACCAGAGUUUGACUAUCUCAAGAGUUUGGAAAUAGAGGAGAAAAUCAACAAAAUCAGAUGGUGUCAGCCAGCAAAUGGUGCAUUGUUUCUGCUUUCCACAAACGAUAAAACCAUCAAAUAUUGGAAGGUACAAGAGAAGAAGAUAAAGAAAAUUUCUGAAAUGAAUAUUGAUCCCAAAGUUAGAGGAAACAACAGUACUCCAAGUUCAAGUAGCCCUCCUCCAAUAGUUGCAAAUGGAGUACAUGCCGAACCACAUGGCUACAUGAGCAAUGAAUUCUCUUUCCCGCCAGGAGGCAUUCCAUCUCUGCGUUUGCCUGUGGUGACUAGCCAGGAGACCAGCCUUGUGGCUCGAUGCCGAAGAGUGUAUGCUCAUGCUCAUGAUUACCAUAUUAAUUCAAUUUCAAAUAGCAGCGAUGGAGAAACCUUCAUUUCGGCUGAUGAUCUGCGAGUGAAUCUCUGGAAUCUGGAAAUCAGCAACCAGAGUUUCAAUAUUGUUGAUGUUAAGCCCACAAACAUGGAGGACUUAACUGAGGUUAUUACAUCUGCUGAGUUUCAUCCAAUCCAUUGUAACAUGCUCGCAUAUAGCAGUUCAAAAGGCUCCAUCCGUCUGAUUGAUAUGCGGCAGUCAGCUCUGUGUGAUUCUCAUACGAAAUUAUUUGAAGAACCGGAAGCACCUGGUUCAAGAUCAUUCUUCACAGAGAUAAUUGCCUCAAUUUCAGAUAUUAAAUUCUCAAAUAAUGGGCGGUACAUACUUAGUCGCGAUUACAUGACGCUCAAGCUGUGGGACAUAAACAUGGAUUCUGGUCCAGUUGCAUCUUACCAGGUUCAUGAACAUCUGAGACCCAAGCUAUGCGAUCUAUAUGAAAACGACUCCAUAUUUGAUAAGUUCGAGUGUUGUCUGAGUGGCGAUGGAACGAGGGUAGCAACAGGCUCGUACAGCAAUCUAUUCCGCGUAUUUGGAACGUCUCCAGGAAGUACUGAAGCCGCAACUUUGGAAGCCAGCAAAAACCCGAUGAGGAGGCAAAUCCAGACACCUGCAAGACCUUCCAGAUCUAUGAGCAGUAUGACACGUGCGGUUAGACGAGGAUCAGAGAGCCCCGGAGCAGAAACGAAUGGGAACGCAUACGAUUUCACAACCAAGUUGCUGCAUAUGGCUUGGCACCCAACAGAGAACUCAAUUGCUUGUGCAGCAGCAAACAGCUUGUACAUGUAUUAUGCAUGA
Molecule: messenger RNA, 1533 nt
Organism: Microthlaspi erraticum
Lineage: Eukaryota; Viridiplantae; Streptophyta; Magnoliopsida; Brassicales; Brassicaceae
Source: the annotation of a GenBank genome assembly